This is a messenger RNA of Sinocyclocheilus rhinocerous, 1314 nucleotides long. Its product is annotated as A-kinase anchor protein 2-like. The annotation marks the transcript as partial. Lineage: Eukaryota; Metazoa; Chordata; Actinopteri; Cypriniformes; Cyprinidae. The transcript is spliced from 2 exons. The record is from RefSeq and is a predicted model, not a curated record.
AUGGGCCAGAGACAGGCAUCAACUGUGACGGUCAACCCAUAUGAUGCAAGCACUCACUCCUCAGUAGAGGAGCAGGCUGUGAUCCAUUCCCAUUCUUCUUUGAGACCUCCACAUCCCAGGCCUGCCCAGAACCAUCCACCACCCGGAGACCCCAUGACCAACAACCCAAAGCGUUGGGUGAUAAAGCCCCUCUCCCCUAAGCUAGAGCAGUCAGAUUUGCGCUCCAUAGUGAGCCCAACUGGCCAACCACAGUUGCUAGAGAAUACAUACAGUAGCAAUCAGGACGGUGACUCUUUCAGGUUCAGCUUGGAAAGUAUAACAGUAACAGGCAUGCAGCCUACUGUGAUGGUGUCAUCUGGGAGUAGCACUCCAGAUGUGGUAGUCCAGGCUCGGCAAGUGCCUGUGUCUGAGGAUGGAAGUGACAGUGAAGAAUUUAGGCCUAGUACACCAAGCAGUACAGGCUCAUAUGUUGGAUUCUAUUCCUUUGUAGAUGACCCAGCAAGCCCAGAAGCAGAGAUGAAUGAAGUCUACAUGGUUUCUCCACAAAGGCAGGCCAAACUGAAUACCUUGAAGGAGAAGAGCACCUUUAAGCUACAGACAUACACAGAAGAAAAGAGACCUGGAAGGCUAUUUGAAGAAACUAACGGAGAUGACCAUUACCAAAUUGAGGAUACCUCCACAGUCAAUGAAGACGGGGAAAAUCCAGACCGAAUGGAGAUCAUCCGGAAUCAGGCACCCAGGAAAAGCCCUGCCCUUAAAAAGCAAUGGAGUACCUUAGAAAAUCUGGACCUCAGUAACACUCCGCAAAGGCUCCUGGAUGGGUUUAGUCUAAACUACAAACCAGUGAGUGUAAAGACUGAACAAACCAGGGUUGAGCCUGGCACCAUAGACAAUGAGCAAAUUGACUUUAACGCAGCACGAAAGCAGUUUCUAAUGAUGGAACAAUCAAAACAGAAUCCCUUCCUACAGAGUCCUGAGAGGCUCCCUUAUUCCCCCAAACUGCGAGGAAGAUGUCUAUCCUCAAUGGCCAGCAUCUUCAGUCCAAAACAAGUAAGCAAAGAGAACAGCAUAGAGGAGAAUCAGAUCCCACUAGUAACACAACAAGAAAUAGAAGUAAAGACUGUAACUAUGACUGAGGAUUCAAAAAAUGGAGUUCCAAGUGGUGCCUUAGAUGAUAUUGACUCUGGUCUUGGUGACCGAAGUGGAGGCUACGCCAGUGAUGGUAGCAAUUCGAACGAUCCUUCCAUUUCAGAGAUGGAAAGUAGCUUGACAAUGCUGAUUGCAGAGGAGACUCCCAUUCAAAGGGGAAUCAGA